AUGGAGAAGAUUGCAUCCGUCGCGCGCGCGAGCGGGAGUCAGUUGACGGAGGCGCAGGUACGAAAAGCGAGAAUUUUUUUUUUUUUUUUUUUUUUUUUGAAUUCGACUGAUCGUGAUGAUGAAACGUUUUACUCUUACCUCUUUAUAAACAACGCUUUAAACAAACGACAACAGGAAUCCUUCGUUCGCAAACGCGUCAUGUACGAAGGCGCUUUACAAGAGCUGGAACACAUCGGACCGAGGCUUUUAGACGCGAUGGAGAGAGAGAUAGCAGUCUCCGUGGCAAAUGCGAUGGAAGAAAAGAGGAUGAAGGACAACGACGACGGCGGCGGCGGCGGUGUCGUUGUUGGAGGAGGAGGUGGAGAGGAGAAGACGGGGAGAUCCCCGGUGAUGGCAAGCAGCGCAUCGCCAAAGUCGCCGCCGCGUUUGCCGUUGAAGUUUGGGAGGACGGAGGAAGGGGUGAUGUUGUCGCCGCCUUUACCGCCGACGCCGCCUUCGGCGUCGAUUGUAGCCGCCGCCGCGAGGAUGAAAAGAGAUGGUAAGAAAUACGAUUCCGAAGAUUUGAAGAGAUUGGUAUCGUUACUGUACUUUGCGAGACUAUUUGACGUAAAAGACGCGUCGUCGGUGGAAAUCGAGCACGCGAGAGUGAUUCAACGAGACGCAUGCAUUGCAAAACACAUAUCGUCGUACACGGGCGCCCCUGGAUCGCGACCGUUAACUGGUGAAGAUUUGGACGCAGUCGUUAUCGCUGGACGAGCGGUGGUGUGUCAAAGGCGCGACGUUAUGCAACACGGCGCUUGCAUCGCGAUGAACACGAAAGCGGCGAAACUGUUCUUGCGGAAGAAGGAAAGAAAGGCAACGUCUGGUGCGGAUUUGGUGUUGGUAAAGCAACAGCAAGGUGACGGCUCGUCCGUGGAAAGGAUGAGCACGUCAUCCAGAGACGAGGGUAAUUUUUUCGAACGUAUGCUGAAUAUGGGAUCAUCCAGCGGCGCGGUGGUCGCAACAAACGCCGUCGUUUCGUCGGGAGGAGAGCAUCACCAUCACCACCACAACCAACAACAGAGCGCAAAAGUAACGAGAGAAGAGAUGGACGCAAUCGAACGCGCGCGAGAUGUCAUGGAUAUCAUCAUGGCCAUGGCACCGACAGAACUUUCAGAAUCCUCCGAGACGUCAUCCAAAGAAGACGAAGACGAAGAGGAAGGCGAUGAAGAAAAAGAAGAAGGGAUGAAGGAGGAGGUUGGAUUAUUAGGGGUUUCCUCGCGCGAGCUCAGAGAGGCGGAACAAAGUUUCUCGAAAGUAAGCAUCCAACACAACACUAACCACAACAACGCUAACAGAAGAAGAGAAGAUAUCGAAGGUGGAAGAAGAGACAAGAGAAGAAACGCGACGAGAGACGCGUCGCGAAAGUUCCCGAAGCGUAAAUCAGAAAAUAUGUCGUCGCACGCGACGGCGUUCGAGGAAGGCGCUGGAGCGUCCGAGGAUAGAUCGAUGUCGUCGCAACCUCAGUCGCCGUCCACGCCUUUACAGCAAAUUGACGAUAAAACAAAGACUACUUCCUCGCCAAAGCGAUUCAAGAGAAAAGGAGGCGGAAUUAGAGGAGGUAGAAGAGAGCGAGAGCGGAAAGAACUGGCCCAAGCUCGAUUGCGAGAGAGAGAGGAAGCGCAAGCGCGGGCAGAAAUAGACAGGUAA
This is a messenger RNA of Bathycoccus prasinos, 1689 nucleotides long. RefSeq lists its product with no specific name. The transcript has a single exon. NCBI's taxonomy places the organism in Eukaryota, Viridiplantae, Chlorophyta, Mamiellophyceae, Mamiellales, Bathycoccaceae. Bases 1 to 1689 code for a protein of 562 amino acids. The record is from RefSeq and is a predicted model, not a curated record.